This is a messenger RNA of Mirounga angustirostris (Northern elephant seal), 2197 nucleotides long. Its product is annotated as axin interactor, dorsalization-associated protein-like. Gene Ontology annotation, cellular component: membrane. The record is from RefSeq and is a predicted model, not a curated record. Gene Ontology annotation, biological process: determination of ventral identity. Bases 216 to 851 code for a protein of 211 amino acids. Gene Ontology annotation, molecular function: phosphatidylinositol binding. The transcript has a single exon. NCBI's taxonomy places the organism in Eukaryota, Metazoa, Chordata, Mammalia, Carnivora, Phocidae.
UCGGAGUGGGCACCGGCCAUGUUGGAGGUGACCUGGAUGGAAUCUGCUGCAGCGCUGGGGCACCAGUUUUAGGAGAGGCGCCAACUCCUACUCUUGGGGCCAGCUGGUGGAGGCAAUAGACGAGUAUCAGAUAUUAGGAUAAAAAGAGGCCCAAGCUCAAUACAAUAAUUCUGAAUUCACAAAGAACAAAAGAAAACCAUAGGCAAAAUUGCAACAUGUUUGGAAUUAUGAAGUGCAGCUUUAUAGUCCAGUCUCAAGAACUUAAACUUGAGGACCUGAAGAAGCUAGGACCAAUCCUAAAGAAUAUUACAUAUAAUAAGGAAUUCCCAUUUGACGUGCAGCCUGUCUCCUUAAGAAAAAUUUUAGCACCUGGUGAAGAAGAGAAUUGGGAAUUUGAAGAAGAUGAAGAAGAGGGUGGUGCUAGAGCAGGGUCUCCUGAUUCCUUUCUUGCUAGAGUUCCUGGCACUUUCCUACCCAGGCUGCAGUCAGAACCAGGAAUAACGUCACUCACCAUCAGAAUUGAGAAAACCAGUCUGAAAGAUGCGGGGCAGUGCAUCGAUCCCUAUAUCACAGUUAGCCUAAAGGAUCUGAAUGGCAUAGAUUUAACUCCUGUGCAAGAUAUGCCUGUGUCUUCAAGAAAAGAAGAUAUGUACGUUCAUUUUAAUGUGGACAUUGAGCUCCAGAAGCAUUUUGAAAAAUUAACCAAAGGUGCCAGUAUCUUCUUUGAAUUCAAACACUACAAGCCUAAAAAAAGGUUCACCAGCACCAAGUGCUUUGCUUUCAUGGAGAUGGAUGAAAUUAAAGCCGGGCCAAUUGUAGUAAAACUAUACAAGAAACUCACUGACUUUUAAAAGAAAUUGCAGUUAUUGACCAAGAAACCACUUCAUCUUCAUCUACAUCAGACUUUGCAGAAGGAAUGAUCCCGACAUGAGUCACCUGGAACGUCUGUGAAUUCUCCCACCCAGUAGCAACCCUCCCGGCUCCACAUAGCGCAUUCCUCCUCCCCAAGGCAGGAGGCAGGGCGUGCCCGUGGGAUUCACAGUCCAGCAGGCCAUUGACAUAGACGACUCCUUUGGAUACGGACUUAUCGUAGUUUUGAAACAUGUUUUUACCUUUAUAGUAUUUGUGCAAUUCAUAGUCUCUUUUCUAACUUACCACUAUUCCUGCCCUGCUUCCUGAAACAACACUGCUGUGGGUAGGAUGUGCUCAUCUUCAAAAUUAAUACAGCAAUAAGAAUGUGCUAGAGUUUACACAUCUGUUCAAAAAAAAAAAAAAAAAAGAAAAGUAUAGAGCAUACCAUGAAGCAGAGGAUGCGAUAAAAGAACAGAGGGACAGAAAAUGUCACCAGAAUGGAUGAGAAGGUUUGCUACAUCAGAAACAGCCCAACACCCAAAGUAAAACCAAGCCAAAGUCUUGAAAGGAAAAUAAAGACAAACACUGUCAAAAACUUUAUUAUGACUGUACACUUAACCUCAUUCUGACAUGUGUGAGAUGAUAGCUUUAAAAAAAAAAACAAAAAACAAAACACUGGGGCACCUGGGUGUUUCAGUCAGUUAAGUGUCUGCCUUUGGCUCAGGUUAUGAUCCUGGGGUACCGGGAUUGCCCCCCCUCUUGGGCUCCCUGAUGUCUGCUUCUCCCUCUGCCUCUUCCCUUCCCCCACUUGUGCUCUGUCUCUCUCUCUCAAAAACAAAACAAAACAAAACAAAAAAAUUGGAAGAGAUUGUUAAAAUUCUAGUUGAGAUUUUGCUGAAUGUGAAAAACUAUCCUGAAGUAUUUCCCAUUACCACUGAGAAUUAUGACAUUAAACAUUAUUGCUAUAAAACAUUUUAAUACACAAAUUCCAUCAAAUUCACAGAAUUGGAAUAUGUAGCUACUCUAAGUACAGUACAAAGAAAUUUCACUUCUGAUAAAAAUACAAGUUUUCUGUUUCAUUUUUAGCAUUUUGACAUCUAUAUAUUUAGGAAUUGAAGCAGACCUUGGGUAUAUUCAACUAAUUUUGAGGGGACAGAGGGUGUAACCAUUCAGCCAUUCAAUUAAAAGAGGAAAUGCUUCAAAACCAAGAAAUUACUCUUUUAAGACAGUUCUCUAAUUUCCAUAUUCUUAUUCCAUAAUGUUCUGUAAUAUUUAAAAAAAAAAUACCUGGCUUUCAGGGCUUCUUAAACUUACAGAUUUGAUAAUUAUGUGUGUAAUAAAAAUU